ACAGUUGUAUGUUUAUGGUAUGCGAUACCUCAAAGGUGCACAAUUUUACCACAACCUGAGAGAUGGCUGGGAUUCGCGUCUUCUCGCGAAAACUCCCAACUUUCGCUUCGAUUUUGUUCCAAAACCUAACUAGAAAUCCUUCAAGACAUCGGAUCUCCUUCUUAAAUCUAAAACCCAACACUCUACACAUCACUCCGCCGAAACCCUCCACGGUGUUCGUCGCCCAGUUCCACGACGGGAGGCCAAGAGGUCCUCUCUGGAGAGGUAAGAAGCUGAUAGGAAAAGAGGCCCUUUUCGUGAUCCUGGGUCUCAAGAGGUUGAAGGAAGACGACGAGAAGCUCGAGAAGUUUAUAAAGACCCAUGUUUUCAGAUUGUUGAAGCUUGACAUGUUAGCUGUUAUCGGCGAGCUUGAACGACAAGAAGAGACUGCGCUUGCUAUCAAGAUGUUCGAGGUGAUCCAGAAGCAGGAAUGGUACCAACCGGAUGUGUUUAUGUACAAGGACCUUAUAGUAUCUCUAGCUAAGAGUAAAAGAAUGGAUGAAGCGAUGGGCUUAUGGGAGAAAAUGAAGAAAGAAAACCUCUUUCCGGAUUCUCAGACUUACACUGAGGUUAUCAGAGGAUUUCUCAGAGAUGGAUGUCCCGCUGAUGCCAUGAAUGUGUAUGAAGACAUGUUGAAGUCUCCAGAUCCGCCCGAAGAGUUGCCUUUUAGGGUUCUGUUGAAGGGGCUUUUGCCGCAUCCGCUUUUGAGAAACAAAGUGAAGAAAGAUUUCGAGGAGUUGUUCCCUGAGAAACAUGCUUAUGAUCCCCCUGAAGAGAUUUUUGGUAGAUGUUGAGUUGUGCACUGAGCAAUAGUAACAGGGGAAGUAUAUCUAGAUCAAGAUACAGAAUUCUCUUGAAGAAUAAUAACCAGAUCUGAGGCAAAUGGAGAGAAAAAAGAAAGUCAAUAGACAACUGAAGUGUUACAUCACAACAAAAAUACUCUUAGAGAGAGGACUCAGAUGCUUGUUCUGAUGCUUCAUACUAUUAGUCAAAGACCAAUUUUUUUUUGUCAAACAAUCAUCUUUUUCUAGAUAAGAUUCUAUGCUGACAAGUUCUCCAGAUUUC
Molecule: messenger RNA, 1104 nt
Organism: Brassica oleracea var. oleracea
Lineage: Eukaryota; Viridiplantae; Streptophyta; Magnoliopsida; Brassicales; Brassicaceae
Product: pentatricopeptide repeat-containing protein At3g46870
Exons: 3
Coding region: 63-833 (256 amino acids)
Molecular function (GO): protein binding
Source: RefSeq, a predicted model, not a curated record